Molecule: messenger RNA, 1899 nt
Organism: Prorocentrum cordatum
Lineage: Eukaryota; Dinophyceae; Prorocentrales; Prorocentraceae
Source: the annotation of a GenBank genome assembly
GACAAGUUGAGAUGGCAGUCCCUGUCGAACGUGGUCGGCGCCACAGGCCUACAGGCAUGCAUGCAGGAGACGGCCCCUGUCUACACCUGGACGCCAACGGGCGAACAGCAAGGGCAACCCAUUUGGCUGGACCACUGUUUCGCCUCAGCCGGUACGGUUGCGACGGCACGGGCAACGUGGGAUUGCGCCCGUGGUGAUCACUCGUGGCUGAUCGUCAAGCUGUCCAGCGACGUGCAGUCGUUCCAGCACCGGCCGCAGAGGAAGGUAUGGCAGUGCACAGACAUGGAGGAGUACGAGCGGGAGUUGGCCACUAUCGAUGUUGAUUCGCUCGAGUCCGUUGAGGACAUCGCGCGCGCGGUGGCUGCUACAAUGGACAAGUUCACCAGCAGGCAGACGUCGCGACAGAGGAGGCGAACCAGAGAGCCGAUGCAGAUCAAUGAGUUGAGGCGCAGAGUCAGAUGUACCUUGGACCUGGGGCAGAAGGUUCACUUGAACAAGUUGCUGACCGACAUGCGAAAACAAUGGCUCGCGAAGAAGUGGGAGGUUGAGGGCGUCGACAGAGCCCGGCGGCUCAAGCGGUUGCCAUCUACGCGAACAGGGUUGCACGCAAUCACGUCGAUGCAGAUUGGCAGGGAGACGACCCAGGACCACACUGCGUGGGCUACGGCAUGCCAGGUCGAAAUGGUAAAGCGUUGGACUGAAGCGAACGAGACCCGUGCGGGGAGCUGGAUGAACAAGGACACUCCCGGUCAGACAGGUAUUUCAUUGGCCAGGAAGGUGGUCAACCUGCUUCUCGUGGACGACAUCGGGUGGGACGCCGUGGAGCUCGAGGGGUAUUCCAAGUCCAAGAUACCAGGAGUCGCGCUGCCCGCGAAGAUCCGCACCGUCAUCCCUCAUAAUACCAUAUUGAGCACGUGCCACGCGUGCGUGCAGGAGCGAGUCGUGAGCAUCACCGCUGCAUGGAGCGAAGCCCAAGGGCUGGAUUUCCUCAUCCUCGGAGGGAGCAAGCAUCACCAACUGGCCGAAGUCACCUUUACGUGCAACCAGCUCGUCGAGAAGAGCAUAGACCGUCGUAACGCUGGCGCGAUGGGCUCCAUGGACGUGGCCAACUUUCACGAUUGUCUGUGCUGGGACAGCGCCUGCGACAUCAUGGCCCGCCGGGGUGUGCCAGCAGCAGACGCGAUGGUGCUCAUGCGACUUCACUCCCGACCGCAGGUCCGGAUACGUGUGGGGAAUGCUCUGACCGACGCGGUGGUGCGUAUCAGAGGCGCUUUCACAGGUGCGCGGACGGCGGCUGCCAUCGCCCAGUGGGUGAUCGAAGACGCUUUCGUCGACUCUGCUGGGUCCCUGGCCGGACGAGGUUGGGAGCUUGCGGAAGGGCGCUUUCUGUCAGCAAUGGCAUGGGCAGACAACCUGGUCAGUUUUGGGGACUCCGUGCGGGAGGCGGCGGGCGUACUGACCAUCAUCGAGGAAGCUCUGAUCCGACAGGGCCACACAAUCAAAGAUGACAGCCAGGAGUUGCUACAGGUCUCGCAGCAGCCACUGGGCGAAUGGCAGUUGGAGCAUGGUGGCAGCAGAUGGCAAGUCAAAGAUGAGCUUGUUAUCAUCGGACGAACUGUGAGCGGUAAUGCAAGCAGCCACGCGGAUCGAACGAAGGCCUUGCUGAAAAUCCAGCGGUCAUGGUUCAAACACCGACGCCUUCUGCAGAACAGCGCUUUACCUUUCGGAUCCCGGGCAGAGAUGCGGGGAAGACACGCGGAGAGCAUCCUGAACUUCUACGCCGGAACGUGGGCCCUAGCAAAGCAGAUGGUGCAGACUCUAGAUUCCACCCAGCUCCGAUACGUCGCCCAGAUGAGUAAGAUCCCCCGCUUGCCUUUCGAGGAGUUCCGGCUGUGGAGA